AACAACAGCUAACAGUUCCAGCUGCAGUUUGCAAGCUGCAAAAGAGAGAGAGAGGAGGGAGAGAAGAAAAAAAAAAAAACCUUCAUGCAAAAGGCGAAUAGAAAGAGCUACUCGCUCUGAUGCAUCAGCAGCACCGUAGACUCUGCAAAGGAUAACCGAGAGAGGAAAAAAAAUCCGGCGGUGCAAAUUGGAGCGGAGGCUGCGAGGGGCUGGCGGAGCGAGGCGGAGGCAGGAGAGAGCGCACGAGCCCCGACACCGCAAGACCCCAAGCUGGCUCACCCGGCGGCAACUCAGAGCGCUCCCCUCGCUGCCGGCGCGCACCCUUUCUGGAGGACUGCGAGCAGCAAAAGGAUGGCAUCAGAACUGGCAAUGAGCAACUCCGACCUGCCCACCAGUCCCCUGGCCAUGGAAUAUGUUAAUGACUUCGAUCUGAUGAAGUUUGAAGUGAAAAAGGAGCCGGUGGAGACCGACCGCAUUAUCAGCCAGUGCGGCCGCCUGAUCGCGGGCGGCUCGCUCUCCUCCACGCCGAUGAGCACGCCCUGCAGCUCCGUGCCGCCCUCGCCCAGCUUCUCGGCGCCCAGCCCGGGCUCGGGCACGGACCACAAGAGCCACCUGGAAGACUACUACUGGAUGACGGGCUACCCGCAGCAGCUCAACCCCGAGGCGCUCGCCUUCAGCCCGGAGGACGCCGUGGAGGCGCUCAUCAACAGCAGCCACCACCCGCUGCCCGCCGCCUUCGAUGGCUAUGCUAGAGGGCAGCAGCUCUCCGGCCCGUUCGGCGGCGACGAGCUGCCCGCCGCUGCCCAUCACCACCACCAUCACCACCACCACCACGUGCGCCUCGAGGAGCGCUUCUCCGACGACCAGCUCGUGAGCAUGUCCGUGCGGGAGCUCAAUCGGCAGCUGCGCGGCUUCAGCAAGGAGGAGGUGAUCCGCCUCAAGCAGAAGAGGAGGACCCUCAAAAACAGGGGCUAUGCCCAGUCGUGCCGCUUCAAGAGGGUCCAGCAGCGGCACGUCCUCGAGUCCGAGAAGAACCAGCUGCUGCAGCAAGUGGAGCACCUAAAGCAGGAGAUCUCCAGGCUGGUCCGGGAGAGGGACGCCUACAAGGAAAAGUACGAGAAGCUGGUCAGCAACGGCUUCAGAGAAAACGGAUCGAGCAGCGACAACCCCUCCUCUCCAGAGUUUUUCAUGUACCCGAGAGAAUCUUCUACAACGGUGAUGUGAAAAUCCCUGUCACCUGAGG
Molecule: messenger RNA, 1243 nt
Organism: Tinamus guttatus (white-throated tinamou)
Lineage: Eukaryota; Metazoa; Chordata; Aves; Tinamiformes; Tinamidae
Source: RefSeq, a predicted model, not a curated record